This is a messenger RNA of Psammomys obesus (fat sand rat), 1927 nucleotides long. RefSeq names its product NHERF family PDZ scaffold protein 1 (gene Nherf1). Bases 179 to 1249 code for a protein of 356 amino acids. Gene Ontology annotation, biological process: protein localization to plasma membrane. The transcript is spliced from 6 exons. Gene Ontology annotation, cellular component: apical plasma membrane. The record is from RefSeq and is a predicted model, not a curated record. Gene Ontology annotation, molecular function: protein-membrane adaptor activity; signaling receptor binding. NCBI's taxonomy places the organism in Eukaryota, Metazoa, Chordata, Mammalia, Rodentia, Muridae.
UCAGACGCCGCGCAGGGCGGGGAUUGGCCGGCUCCCUUCCUGUGCGUUCGCGACCGCGGUUCCCGGGACACCUGCUCCCUGUGCCCGGUGCGGUGCUCGGCUCCCGACUCGAGCUCCGCGGGAAGGCCGUGCGUCCCCUGCCUCCGAUCGGGCCGGCGCUGAGCGUUCGCAGGGCAAGAUGAGCGCGGACACGGCGGCCGGGGAGCCUCUACCCCGGCUCUGCUGCCUGGAGAAGGGUCCGGACGGCUACGGCUUCCACCUGCACGGGGAGAAGGGCAAGGUAGGCCAGUUUAUCCGGCUGGUGGAGCCCGGCUCGCCGGCCGAGAGGUCGGGGCUGCUGGCCGGGGACCGACUGGUGGAGGUGAAUGGCGAGAAUGUGGAGAAGGAGACGCAUCAGCAGGUGGUGAGCCGCAUCCGCGCGGCGCUCAACUCCGUGCGCCUGCUGGUGGUCGACCCAGCGACCGACGAGCAUCUCAAGAAGCUGGGCAUCCCGGUCCGGGAGGAGCUGCUGCGCGCCCAGGAGAAGUCCGGACAGGCUGACCCGCCGGGCGCUGCCGACACGGAGGAGCCUGGGGACCAGAAGGAGGCUGACAAGGGCCCCCUGGAGCGGCGUGAGCUCCGGCCUCGGCUCUGCACCAUGAAGAAAGGCCCCAAUGGCUAUGGUUUCAACCUGCACAGUGACAAGUCUAAGCCAGGCCAGUUCAUCCGAGCAGUGGACCCAGACUCACCAGCAGAGGCCUCUGGGCUCCGGGCCCAGGACCGCAUUGUAGAGGUCAAUGGUGUCUGCAUGGAGGGCAAGCAGCACGGGGAGGUGGUGUCUGCAAUCAAGGCUGGAGGGGAUGAGGCCAAGCUGCUGGUGGUAGACAAGGAAACAGAUGAGUUCUUCAAGAAGUGCAAAGUGGUCCCAUCGCAGCAGCAUCUGGAUGGCCCCUUGCCUGAGCCCUUCACCAAUGGAGAGAUACAGAAGGAGAACAGCCGUGAAGCCCUGGUAGAGCCAGCUUCAGAGAGCCCUAGGCCAGCCCUGGCAAGAUCUGCCUCCAGUGAUACCAGUGAGGAGCUAAAUUCCCAAGACAGCCCCAAGAGACAGGAUUCCACAGAGCCCUCAUCUACCUCCUCCUCCUCCGAUCCCAUCUUGGACUUCAACAUCUCCCUGGCUGUGGCUAAAGAGAGGGCCCACCAGAAACGCAGUAGCAAGCGGGCCCCGCAGAUGGACUGGAGCAAGAAAAAUGAACUCUUCAGCAACCUCUGAGAGUCUACCACCAGCUGGCUAGUGCUGGAAGGGUGGAGCCACCCACCUGCCCUAGCACCUUCUUUCCUCCCCGGUGCCCACCAAUCAACAUUCAAAUCAGCACCAGCACCCGCCCCACUGCCUGACAAAUCUUACUUUCCUAGGAAUUCUGUUCUUCCCUCACUUUAGCAAAGGACAGUGUUUCUGUCCUGCCUCCCUGAAAGCUCCUUCUUACCAAGCGUCUCCUCACCAGUCUGCCUAGGACAUCACUGGAACCUGCACUAAGCAAGGACUUCUGGAGCAGACAAAAAGUCUUCCCUCAGCUACGCGUGAUGACCAAGUUCAAGGCUGACCAGGGACUGACUGUAGCAGCCAUUGCUCAUAACAGACAGGGUGCCCAAGGUCCUCGGAGCUAUGGCUUAGCAUCUUUGGUUCACUUGAUUUUGUUUUUCUUUUCCUUUCUUUUUUUUUUUUUUAAGAGUGUAGCAUUGAGAAUUUAGAGGGGUUCUUCAUGAUUCUUGUGAUUUUCCUGGUGGUUGUACCCAGGGCAUGGCAACAGCCUCAUCCUUAAAUUUUUAUCCCUACUCUUAUCGUGAGAGGCCCGGGCAGCAUGGGGAAAGCCUGGUUUCCUCUACCUGUCCUGAGUCAGGUGCCACCACUGUAAGGAAAUGCCUUCAGAAAUCCACUGGUUCCUUCAAA